GGGCUAGGAGUGAAGCGAACCAUAUUCGAGCGACUGCGGUUGCGUGAUUGGACGGAGAGUCGAUGAGUACAGUAUGAAUGCCAUAUUGAGCUGCACGUUCCUUGUUCACCAACCGUCGUGAUGCGGGGGACUGUCUUCCCCUUCUACCUCCACAAUGCUCGCCACCCCUACAAUAUCCAUCCCCUUGCCCUCUAGCAACCUUUCUGAAGCUCACUCACUCACCGGGCAGGACCUCUCCGCGCCGCCCAAGUUCCCCCACACUCGCGCGCAGCUCUCAGCGAUCGCGCGUCAACACAAGUCGUCCUUAGACACUUUCGAAGGCGACCCCGACGGAGAUGACCCCCGUAUCAAUUCUUCCCUCGUGGGCAAGGUCGUCAUGCUCCUCACCAAUGAGCGUGAAGACGAGUUGAAGGCGUUGUUGAAGGGCACGUUCGGUCGGAUAGAUGAGGAAGAGCUCGAGCAACACGUCUUGGAUCUUCUGCACAAACACAGAGAUGAUGUGGACAAUGUCCCGUUCCUCUUCCUCACUCCUACGCGUCGGCCCAUCUCGCGCCCCUCUUCGCGGGCAUCGACCCACUCGGCUCGUCUCGUGCCUCGUCCGGAGACUCCCAAUUCCGCACCGAGCUCUCCUCUCGCCAUGAUAUUCAAGAGACCUCACACGCCGUUGACAUCACCGUUAGGUGCCCUGCAGCAAUCAUCGUCCUAUAUGACGGCGCGCAGCGAAUCUCCCAGCAUAUCUCCUUUGAUCACGCACGCACAGUUCACGUCCAGUCUCCCCGCGUCCCCAAUCGGGUCGCCGCGUUCCUUGAACGCCAAGGCGAACGAGUUCAAGCCCAUCCAGCGCCCACUUUCCGCCGCGUCGUCCAACCCGGACGCCCUCGCCGGACCUCUGGGCGCACAACCCGAGCCGUCCGACUUCCAAACUAGCCAUCGCGGCGCCUCUCACUCCCGACAGCGCACUGCUCCCGCGCGCGCUCACGCCGAGCUCAUCCUCCGCUCGUCUAUGCGCCCUGGCGAGCACAGCGAUGAGGAGGACCCCUUCGACCCGUUCGCGCAGGCCAACCCGCGGCGCUCGUUCCACCCCGUCGGCUCAGAGCUCGACUCGCAGUGGUCCAACUCGCCCAUGUCCCUGUCGCCCGAGGACCCGCGCUACAUCACCAGUGCCGGGACGGACCAGUCGUUCAAUGUGCCGUCGCAGGGCGACGAGGACAUCGACCCGGAGGCGGCAGCGAUGCUCACGGACGGGAUGACGCCAUUCGACGUGCUCAGCUCGGUUUUCGGCGCGACGCUCGCGCCGUCUGAGCUCGAGGAGGCGUUGGCCCAGAACGGAUAUGACUUUGAGCGCGCGAUGACAUGGCUGGUGGAUCGCUCGCUAAACUCGCCGGCGCAGACGAGCGGCCCGCCGAGGAUACAGAGUAUGGGGAACAGGGUCAUGAUGGUGAGCAGGGACGGAAAUGGCAUGGUACGCGGUGGAAGGGGCGGAUUGGGCAGCCCCGGCGCGCUUGGCGUGCGCAAUGGCCAGCGGUUCGUGAACGGACGCGCAGUGCCGGGUGGCAACAGAGUCUGCAGAUACUUCCUGGCCGGUGAGUGCUUGCGUGCGGAUUGUCGUUUCAGUCACGACCUAGAGCGUGCACUCUGCAGAUUCUGGCUGCGCGGCACAUGUGCGAAGGGAGAGAACUGCGAAUUCUUACACCACUUACCAAAUGAGAUUGACGUGUCGGGCCUCAAUCACGCCAUGGCGCGGACGGACAUCAAUGCGGAGCACCCCGAGCGUGCAAGGAGCGCGUCUCCCGACGAAUUCCCCACGCUCAACCAUGUCGCCAACCCAGGCAACGGUCGCGGAGGGUAUCGUUAUGGCCGCGACAAUAGCGCCUACCACGAUCCUGGGCGAACGAGGUUCGCAGCGGCUGUCAAGAAGCCUGUCCCGCCAGCAGCCCCUGUUGCAUCUGUCGUCCAGUCACCCAAGGACCCUGCCCUGCUUGCCGCCCGCAGAGAAGCUAUGGGCGCGGCGGCUGAGCCACUUCACCAUAAUGCGGCUAUUAUCGCACCGAAGCCGUCGCCUCGCAUCAAAUUACGUCCCCCGACUCUCUUGCCCACGCUACCAACGGGCGAGUCCGUGAAUGAGCUCUACAUGAGUUAUCGAUCGAGGGCGUUGCGUCUUGGCGCUGCUCGUAACGCUUGCCUCUCGCGUGCCGCCGAUGCAUGGCGGCGCGGCGACGGAGGUGCUGCAAAGCGAUUCAGUCGUGAAGGUCACGACCUCAACGCUAAGAUGAGUGCCGAGAUGGUGGAGGCGGCGGGUAAGCUCGUCCGGGAGCGAGCGCACCUCGCCGAGCAGGCUGUGCGUUCGCGGGAAGCUAGCUGGUCCGACGACUAUGGGGACCGGACUGCUCGGGGCAGGAUCUGUGGUGCGGGUCUCGGAGUGUGUCUCGGAAUCGCGAGCCAGAACGUCGGCGGCGAGAAGAAGCUCACGCCGGAGGAGCGGACGGAGGCGAUGUUGGAUCUGCACGGCCUGCACUCUGCGGAGGCUACGGAGGUCUUGGAGGAGUUCCUGCUUGCAGUUGAACAUGAGCACUUCUAUGGAUUGGUGUUCCUUGUCGUCGGCGAAGAGAAGCACACUGGCACACAGGACCCGGCUCGUGGCACCUCGCGAGUUCGACUUGCUGCCGGUGUGCGCGAAUGGCUGCACCUAUGGGGCUACCCUUGGAGCGAACGCGACGGCGUGAUUUGCGUUGAUCCUCUUACACACCAGUGAUGGUGAGUUACAAUGUCAGGAUCAUGGUUGAUCUAUGACCGUCAGCAACGAACGGAAAAUUGGACUGGAAGUUGAAACCCCUCGCUCUGUACGUGUAUGUAUAUAGACAAUUGGAAAGAACACACGCGGAUGUACGAAUAUAUAUGGGGGCCCUGCAGCGCAGAUAUUAGACUGCUCUGCGGGCCCGUCGAUGUUGCUCG
Fomitopsis serialis is the source of this 2952-nucleotide messenger RNA. RefSeq lists its product as uncharacterized. The coding region runs from base 155 to 2752 and encodes 865 amino acids. The record is from RefSeq and is a predicted model, not a curated record. The transcript is spliced from 7 exons. Lineage: Eukaryota; Fungi; Basidiomycota; Agaricomycetes; Polyporales; Fomitopsidaceae. Gene Ontology annotation, molecular function: metal ion binding.